Molecule: messenger RNA, 1476 nt
Organism: Eruca vesicaria subsp. sativa (arugula)
Lineage: Eukaryota; Viridiplantae; Streptophyta; Magnoliopsida; Brassicales; Brassicaceae
Source: the annotation of a GenBank genome assembly
AUGGCUAACAAAGAACAAAGCAGCAUUUUGGGAGCUCUUGACAAAGCAAAGACUCAAUGGUAUCACGUCACGACGGUCAUAAUCUCUGGUAUGGGUUUCUUUACGGACUCAUACGAUCUCUUUGUGAUCUCUCUCAUCACGAAGCUGCUCGGCCGGAUCUACUAUCAGAAACCUGGCUCCUCUUCUCCGGGAAGCCUCCCUGACGGCAUCUCUGCCACAGUGAGUGGUGUGGCCUUUGCCGGAACGUUUCUCGGACAGAUUUUCUUCGGGUGUCUAGGAGACAAGCUUGGCCGUAAGAGCGUCUAUGGCUUGACUCUUGUGAUUAUGACCGUAUGCUCAAUUUGCUCUGGUCUUUCCUUUAGCACCGACGCGAGAUCUGUCAUGACAACGCUAUGCUUCUUCCGCUUCUGGCUCGGUUUUGGGAUCGGUGGUGACUAUCCUCUAUCCGCUACCAUCAUGUCUGAGUAUGCCAACAAACGUACACGUGGUUCGUUUAUAGCAGCGGUUUUUGGUAUGCAAGGGAUUGGGAUCUUGGCGGCAGGAGGUGUUUCGCUACUUGUCUCGUACAUUUUUGAGCUUCACUUCCCGUCUCCAGCCUAUAUGGUCGACGGGGCCGCCUCCACUGUCCCGCAGGCGGAUUACGUAUGGAGGAUCAUCCUGAUGUUAGGAGCUAUACCGGCUCUCCUGACUUACUACUGGCGUGUGAAGAUGCCUGAAACAGCUCGUUACACUUCUCUUGUUGCCAAGGACUCGGAGAAAGCGGCUUCGGAUAUGGCUAAGGUUCUCAACGUAGAUAUUGAAGCCUCUUCCGCAGAGCAUGACCAAGCUAGGGUUUCUUCAGACGAGUAUGGUUUAUUCUCCUCCAAAUUCCUCCGCAACCACGGGCUUCACCUACUUGGAACAACCACCACAUGGUUCCUCCUUGACAUUGCUUUCUACAGCCAAAACCUCUUCCAGAAAGAUAUCUUCACUACCAUUGGUUGGUUACCGCCGCCUAAAACCAUGAACGCAAUCCAAGAGCUCUUCAUGAUCGCUAAGGCACAAAGCUUGAUCGCUCUUUGCGGUACCGUUCCUGGUUACUUUGUCACCGUAGCUACCAUAGACUGGAUCGGACGGUUCUGGAUUCAGGUCAUUGGAUUCUUCAUGAUGAUGGUUUGCUUGACUUGUCUAGCCAUACCGUACCACCAUUGGACUUUACCGGAUAACCGAAUUGGUUUCGUUGUUCUCUACUCUCUCACUUUUUUCUUCUGCAAUUUCGGACCUAACGCAACUACUUUCAUUGUCCCUGCUGAGAUUUUUCCGGCAAGGCUUAGGUCGACUUGCCAUGGGAUCUCGGCGGCUUCCGGUAAAUCCGGUGCGAUAGUUGGUUCUUUUGGUUUUGCUGCUUUGGUGAAAGCUGUUGGGAUGAGGAAAACGUUACUGAUCAUGGCUGGAAUUAGUUUUGCUGGCCUAAUGUUGACUUUCGUUUUUGCUUAG